GGCAGUUGUUGGAGCUAAAACGCUUGAGUAUAUUGCUGUGAGACUGACUGAUUGGAAAAGACGCGCUUUUAAAAAGUUCCUCCAUUAUUUUGAAGCAUUUUUGACAAGAAAGUUUUAUUUUAUUCACAAUACAAAUCAUGUCUAACAAAUUCGAUGCGCUCAAGACAAGUGAUGAAAGUGGUGAUGAAGAAUCUCAAGCUAAAAAUAAUCAAAAAACAGAUAAGGAAGAUUUGGUUGCUCCAGAUAUCAGUCCAAAUGAGCAUAAACUUCAGUAUGCUUAUGCUUUGUGGUACAGCAGAAGAAAUCCAGGCAAACAGAGUAACAUUCAAAGCUAUGAUCAGAAUUUAAAGUUAGUUGGGCGGUUUGCUAGUGUUGAACAAUUUUGGGGUCUUUAUAGUCAUUUAACUAGACCCUCAGAAUUAACUACUCAUACAGAUUUUCAUCUAUUUAAAAUUGGUAUCAAACCUAUGUGGGAGGAUGAAGCCAAUCAGCGAGGUGGGAAGUGGAUAGUUCGUUUACGCAAAGGUUUAGUAUCUCGAUGUUGGGAAAACUUAAUUCUUGCCAUGUUAGGAGAACAAUUUAUGGUGGGUGAGGAGAUAUGUGGUGCAGUUGUUUCCAUAAGAUUUCAAGAAGAUAUUAUUUGUGUUUGGAAUAAAACAGCAUCGGAUGUUGGAACUACAGCUCGAAUCAGAGAUACAUUGAGGCGUGUACUACAUCUUCCUCCAUCUGCUACAAUGGAAUAUAAGACACACAAUGAUAGUUUAAAAAAUGUUACAAGAUCGUGAAAUUUACAACCUGCUUGACGAAGGGUAAAAGAUAAAAAAACCAAUUUUACUUCUUGAAGCUAAGUGCUCAAAACGUACUUAUUACUUUGACAUUUUCUGCAAAAGUAUAAAACCAUUAAGGCAGAUUUAUAAUUCACAAAUGAUACAUUUAUUAUGUUUAAACCUUCAAGACACAAUAAUCAUGUGUGAAUGUACAGCUUGUUUCAAUGCCAUGAAGCCUUGCAUUGAAUUUUUGACAUUUUGUAAAUAAUGCUGUAAAUAACUAAUAUAGAAAUAAAAUAUA
Messenger RNA from Phymastichus coffea, 1068 nucleotides. It is a transcript of the gene eIF4EHP, whose product is annotated as eukaryotic translation initiation factor 4E type 2. Lineage: Eukaryota; Metazoa; Arthropoda; Insecta; Hymenoptera; Eulophidae. The transcript has 6 exons. The coding region runs from base 138 to 785 and encodes 215 amino acids. Gene Ontology annotation, cellular component: cytoplasm; eukaryotic translation initiation factor 4F complex. Gene Ontology annotation, biological process: translational initiation. The record is from RefSeq and is a predicted model, not a curated record. Gene Ontology annotation, molecular function: translation initiation factor activity; RNA 7-methylguanosine cap binding.